AUGGCUCGACCAAAAGCCCUCCUCUUGGGCGAGAUACUUUAUGCCGACAAAACGUGGGAUGCAUUGAGCGAUGUUGCAGACCUGAUCACAACACAAGCCACCAAUCGAGCCGAAUUCGUCCAGCAAUGCAAAGACGGAAAAUUCGACGGUGUGGUGGCGGCGUAUCGAACAUUUGGCUCCAUCUCUAUCACAGGGCCUUUUGAUGAAGAGCUUGUGUCGGUUCUGCCAAAGUCACUUUUGUUUGUUGCACAUUGCGGAGCUGGAUAUGACCAGAUAGAUGUCCACGCCUGCAGUGCGCGUGAUCCCCCGAUACGCGUAUCCAAUGUCCCUACAGUCGUCGACGAUUCCACUGCAGAUGUGAACAUGUUCCUCAUCCUCGGUGCGCUACGCAACUUCAACACGGGCAUGGUCGCUCUUCGAGAGGGCAAAUGGCGUGGUCAACCUAACCCGAGUCUCGGCCAUGAUCCCGAGGGUAAAGUAUUAGGCAUCUUGGGCAUGGGAGGUAUCGGACGAAACUUGAAAAGGAAGGCGGAGGCCUUUGGCAUGAAGGUCAUUUAUCACAAUAGGCGACAACUCAGUGACACUUUGGCCGAUGGCGCUGAGUACGUUUCAUUCGACGAUUUGUUGGCGAAGAGCGAUGUGAUCAGUUUGAAUCUACCUCUUAACAUGACUGCCUCCCAGAAACACACCCGUCACAUCAUUGGCAAGCCUGAAUUCGAGAAGAUGAAGGAUGGCGUUGUGGUCGUCAACACAGCUCGAGGGGCAGUCAUAGACGAAGCGGCUCUAGUUGAGGCCCUGGACAGCGGCAAGGUCUUCUCUGCUGGUCUAGAUGUAUUCGAAGAAGAGCCCAAGGUUCAUCCAGGUCUAUUACGGAAUCCGAAUGUCAUGCUGGUGCCUCAUAUGGGAACCUGGACUUUUGAAACGAUAACUGCAAUGGAAGAAUGGACUAUUGCCAAUGUGCGCCAGGCUGUUGAGAAAGGAACAUUGAAGAGCAUUGUGCCCGAGCAGGUGAAUCUCUGA
Talaromyces atroroseus is the source of this 1020-nucleotide messenger RNA. RefSeq names its product putative 2-hydroxyacid dehydrogenase UNK4.10. The record is from RefSeq and is a predicted model, not a curated record. Bases 1 to 1020 code for a protein of 339 amino acids. Gene Ontology annotation, molecular function: glyoxylate reductase (NADPH) activity; NAD binding; hydroxypyruvate reductase [NAD(P)H] activity. Lineage: Eukaryota; Fungi; Ascomycota; Eurotiomycetes; Eurotiales; Trichocomaceae. The transcript is spliced from 5 exons. Gene Ontology annotation, cellular component: cytosol.